AUGGGAGAAUAUAACUGCUCUCAAUGCAAUAAAUCUUUCCGUUCGGAGAGAGCCUUGAAAUUUCAUGCAGAAAAUCAUGCUGAUGAAAAAUCGGACAGAGAAUGGGCCUCUCGGCGAGAAAGAUCGAGAAGCAGAAUCAGAGAAUUGAGCGCCUCGAGAGACUCCUUAGAAAAAGAUGCUUAUCAAGCAGGAGAAAGGGGUGGAAGAACUGCGCGUCGAGAUCUGGGGCUUGGUGCUGGACUUAGCAAAAAUCUCGCAAGCUUGGAUCAGAAGACAAAAACCUGUGGAGAGCCUGGUUGUGGGAGAACCUUCUCCACAAAAGUAAUGCUCGACUUUCACAUGGACAGGGAGCAUAAUAAGAAGCAAGACGGAGCGCUCGAAACUGAUCGGCAUAAAUUGUCAGCUUCAUAUGAUAGAAAACACAGUCUUCCUCCAUCUGACAAAGCAGAGCCAAGUGAAAAAUGCAACAAGUGCGGAAAAAUGUUCAAAUCUGCGCGUGCUUUGAGAACUCACUUGGAUAUUUUUCAUGGAAAUGAUGCCGGGGAUGAGGAUGAUUUCAAAUGCUCGAUUUGUAACAAAACUUAUUCUUCGCAAAGAUCACUCAAUGCGCAUAUGUCUUCUCAUGGCAGAGACGCUGAUCAAAGCAACGCACCUUCCGGGUACUCAUCAACACGGGGAUCAAGAUGGUCCAGCUUUCAAGCAAAAGAUGCAGAAACCGAGAACGACCGAGUCUACAACGUCAAAAUGCCAACUUUUAUCAACGAUCGUUUGAAAAAAGAAAACGAGACGGAAAAGAAAUCACUUCUCGACAAGGCACCAUAUGUGGUCAAUACUGACAUUAAAAGUAUCUUCUGCAAGUAUUGCAAUGAAGCUUUCUACACAGAAAGAGCAGUAGAAAUGCAUAUAACAUUGGCGCACGAUGGAGAUGUUGAUCGAGCGAAGAGAAGAAAAGCGAGAAAAUUUGAAGAAGCAGAAAAAAUGGAGAUCGCUGAGGAAGAAGAAGAUCUUGUCAAUACUUUCAAGUGCGACGAGUACCCUUGUAAAAGGAAAUUCCCCACCUGGCACGGCCUGAAAAUCCAUCUCAAAUCUUCUCAUAAAUACACGACUGCAGAUUUUGCUCUCAAUUGCGACACUUGCGGUAGAAAGUUCACGACAAAGAACUCUCUCGAAAAUCACAUCGAAAAUACGCACUAUUUGAAGUGCCAGGAGUGCGACGAAAAAUUCCAGGAGAAUCAUCAGCUCGAAGCCCAUAUUAGAAGACGCCAUAACAAGCAGGUCAAUAAAUGUGACCAGUGCGGUCGGGAGUUUAGAAGCGCUGAAACUCUAAGACUCCAUAUGGAAAUUCAUAAGAAGCCGGAGUUCGACUGUCUGAAAUGCAAACGACAGUUUAUGACAAAAGGGGAACUGGACUUCCAUAUCAUGGAGCACGAAAACGACGAAAAGAUGAAGAAACUGAAAGAAGAACAAGAAGCUGCGGCGAACUCGAAAAAGUGGUUUUGCGAUAAUCCCAAGUGCAACAAAAGCUUUCUGACCGAGAAGUCAUUUAAAAUGCACAUGGACAUGCAUGCUGCGGAAGAAGAUGUGAGGAAAGAAUGUCCGAAGUGCCAUAAAACAUUUAUGACGGAGAAGAGCUUGAACUUUCACAUCGAGAACUUUCACCCAGACGUUGACUUGGAUCAAGUUGAACUCGAUAGAUCCAAAGGCGUGAACUCCUACGAGCAAGAAUACAAAAAAGAUGGCUGGAAAUGCGACGAAUGCCACCGCUUCUUCGAUUCCAAGCAGAUCUACGAGUACCAUAUGCAACGUCACGCAAACACCUUCAAAUGCACCGAAUGCAAGGCAAAAUUCAAGACAAAGCAAGGGCUCGAAAUGCACGUAGAAGAAGAACACAGACGUAAAUCUGUCGAGCUUCAUAUGUGCAAGAUCUGCUCAAAGGAGUUCGAAAGCGCGGCGAUGUUGAAGUUCCAUGAAACAACUGCUCAUGAAAGUCAACACGAUUUUGAAUGUGAAAAGUGCGGAAAAAUUUUGUCAAGUGAAAGUGGCUUAGAAAUGCACAUGGAAACGCAUGAAUUUCUUGAAUCGAUGGAAAUCAAAUGCCCGGAAUGUGGCAAGAAGUUCUCAACUGAACGUAAUCUGGAGCUUCAUAUGGAGUCUUAUCAUCGAGAAGAAGUCAUUAUAAAGUGUCUGUAUUGCGAUCGUCAAUUUGACUCUGAUGCUACGAUCGGAAUUCAUAUGAAACACAACCACCCUGCGGAAUAUAAACAGCAACAGCGAAUGCGACAGCAGGAAAACAUCAACUCAGCUCCGGUUAAACAGCGGCUCAAGUGUCCAUAUGAAGACUGCGACGCAACCUUCAAAUCUGAAAAUACGCUUAAUCUACAUGUCAACAAUGCGCAUGGCUUUGAAGACAUGGAAGAGUUCAGCGCGAGAAUGAAUGCAAUGACGAAGAAUCGAAUUCAAGAAACACUCGAGGAUUUUGAUCUCGAUAUGCCAAAACCAACUCGUCGAGCAGCUCCAGAACCAGAGCCUGAACCAGAACCAAGGAAAUACAGAUGCGAAGAAUGCGGAAGCAACUUUAGCUCUGAGCGCACUUAUAAGCAGCAUAUGGAAUAUAUUCAUCCAAAGGAGGAAACGAAACCAGAACCAGCCUGGAAAUGCGAGGAGUGCGGAAAGACCUUUAGAAUCGAAGCGGGCUACAAUCUUCACAUGUCAAAUCAUAAGCAAGAGAAAGAACAGUCAAGCUACAGCUGCGAGCAUUGUGAAAUGACAUUCGAUUCUGAUCGCCAGCUCUCUCGUCACAGCAGAGCUUGCGCCGCCAAGGAUAGAAAAGAUGCCCAAGAAGAAGCUCAGCGAAUCAGAUCGCGCUAUGAGACAGCAAGAGAGCCAGAAGAAGAACCUGAGCCAGUUCAAACUCGCAAGUCUUCACGGUACACGAUUCCGGACGAUUCUCCCGAGCCAAUUAGGAAGAGUUCAGUUGCACCAACCAUUACAGACGAUGAUGAAGACGAUUAUCGACCAGCUUCGCCCCAAUUUGCAUGUGACCUCUGCAAGCAAAAAUUCUUGUCAGAAAUGAUGGUCAAGUACCACGACUGCCCGGAGAAAAAAGAUGAGCCCGACGAAUUCAAAUGCGACAAAUGUGGUAAAACAUACUGGUCGGAAAAGAUGCUCAAGAUUCAUGCUCGCACGCACAUUAGCUUCGAUGAUGACGUCGACGGUGUUGAUGAGGGCAUUUUGAACAUGAAGAUUGAAAUGCCUGCUAUCAAGAAAUCAAUCAGCACGGCUAAUGACGACGAAGAUGAGCUCACAUGUGAUCAAUGCGAUCAAACCUUCUCAUCUUCAAUUCUCCUGCGAAUCCACAAGAGAGCGCACGAACGCGAGCACCUCUACGACGACGGUGAACUUUUGUCCGCGAAAAAACUUGACGAUAAUGACGACGAUGAGGCAGGAGCUCCUAAGACUUCUGUUCAAGAACUUUUGUAA
Messenger RNA from Oikopleura dioica, 3480 nucleotides. The record is from the annotation of a GenBank genome assembly. NCBI's taxonomy places the organism in Eukaryota, Metazoa, Chordata, Appendicularia, Copelata, Oikopleuridae.